Protopterus annectens (West African lungfish) is the source of this 3067-nucleotide messenger RNA. RefSeq names its product PMS1 homolog 2, mismatch repair system component (gene PMS2). The transcript is spliced from 15 exons. Gene Ontology annotation, biological process: mismatch repair. Lineage: Eukaryota; Metazoa; Chordata; Ceratodontiformes; Protopteridae. The coding region runs from base 208 to 2841 and encodes 877 amino acids. The record is from RefSeq and is a predicted model, not a curated record. Gene Ontology annotation, molecular function: ATP-dependent DNA damage sensor activity; mismatched DNA binding; ATP hydrolysis activity. Gene Ontology annotation, cellular component: MutLalpha complex.
GGUAACUGGGAACCACAGUUCCCAUAAACCACCACACACAUCAAAGUUCGGAAAGAAUGACGGAAUGGGUAAUACUGGCGGGGAAACACUUUAUCUUGGCAUUUCAGUGCAUGUAGCUUUGUAUUUUACUUAAAUAACAUAAUUCUCCCCUGCCGUAUGAAGUCUGGUAGUAAUGAGUUCUUGCUGUUGGUACACACAUAAUUGACUAUGGAUAACGAGUGCCAUGAUCCUGCAAAAGCAAUUAGACCCAUUGAUCGACAGUCCGUGCAUCAGAUCUGCUCUGGUCAGGUGAUUCUGAAUCUUGCAACAGCUGUAAAAGAACUGGUGGAAAACAGUUUAGAUGCUGGAGCGACAAGUCUUGAUAUUAAACUAAAAGAAUAUGGUGCUGAGCUUAUUGAAAUUUCAGACAACGGCUGUGGAGUUGGAGAAGAGAACUUUGAAGGCCUGACUCUGAAACACUGUACAUCCAAGCUUCAAGACUUUUCUGAUCUGGUCCAUAUUGAGACUUUUGGAUUUCGAGGGGAGGCUCUAAGCUCACUUUGUGCACUAAGUGACGUUAGCAUUGUUACUUGCCAUAAAUCUGCCAAAGUUGGAACUCGUUUAGUGUUUGAUCAUGAUGGGAAAAUUAUGCAGAAAGUUCCAUGCCCAAGACAACAAGGUACAACUGUUGCUGUGCAAAAUUUGUUCAGCACACUGCCAGUAAGGCAUAAGGAAUUCCAACGCAACGUGAAAAAGGAAUAUGCCAAGAUGGUGCAGAUACUGCAGGCUUACUGUAUCAUUUCUACAGGUGCCCGAAUGACUUGCAGCAAUCAGCUGGGACAGAGCAAAAGGAGCCCUGUGAUAUGCACCAGCGCUUGUAGCAGCAUGAAGGAAAACAUUGCUGCAGUGUUUGGGCAAAAACAGGUACAAAGUCUGUUGCCUUUUGUGCAGAAACCACCAAGUGAAUCAGUUUGUGAAGAAUAUGGUCUUAAUCCUUGUGAAAUUCCACAGAAGCUCUACAGUAUUUCAGGUUUUGUAUCUCAGUGUGCUCAUGGUGUUGGAAGGAGUUCUACUGACAGGCAAUAUUUCUUCAUCAAUCAGCGGCCAUGUGACCCUGCAAAGGUUACCAAACUUGUGAAUGAAGUUUAUCAUGUGUAUAAUAGACACCAGUACCCAUUUGUGGCUCUUAAUAUUUGUGUUGAUUCUGAGUGUGUGGAUGUUAAUGUUACUCCAGACAAAAGACUAAUUCUUCUGCAGGACGAAAAGCUGCUUUUAGCAAUUCUGAAGACAUCUUUGGAAGCCAUGUACAGUGCUGAUGUUAAUAAGCUGAAUGUUAAUCACAGUGUGCUUGACAUGCAAGGAAUGCACAACAGAUGCCAACCUAUUGCAGAAAGGGAAGAGUCAAAAAGUCAUGGACAAUUUGAAGUUCAGCAGUCAGGUGGAAAGAAAGUUCGGGAAAUUGCCAUUAACAGACUGAGAGAAGCCUUCUCACUUAACAAAGGGGCAGAAUUUAGCUCUCAGACUAAAAUAAAUAACAGCCAUGUGGAAUCUCCAGGACAAACAAAACUACUUUCAUUUUUUAAUAUUUCUAAUGUGUGUAAGAGUGAGAAAACCAGACUUGUUUUAGAGCCAGAGCCAAAGCCUGACAUUUGUGCUGAGGCUGCCAGCUCUUUUUCAAAGGAUUCUACCAGUUCUGAACUCUGUCAUACUGAUGAUAAAGACCUAGAAAUUGAUGUAGAUUCUGGUUGUGGUACCAGUGCUACAGGUUCAUUGACAUGCUUUAACUCCCCAGAUGUUAAUGUGCACCGAAGUAAAGAAGGUACUGUUGCCAGUCCAUCUGAGGCUGCAUGUCCCUGUUCCAUACUGGAUAAGGAAGACAUAGAUGCAAAGGUAGAGUCAUUGAAGAACAGUUCCCUUUUAGAUGCACCCAAAGAGUGGAACACUAAGGUCAGUUUAAAGAAAGAUGGUGGAAAAAUUGAACUUGAAGAACAUUCUGCUCUACCUGCUAAGCGAAGUAAACUUGACCCAGCCAGUUGUAACACAGUUUUGCAGCCAACGCCCAGCAGUAAUCCCCAGACGGCUGUAUCGCAGAUUGACGCACCAGUGAACAUUCACAAGAGGAAGGUGCCGCUAGAGUUUUCUUUGAUUCAUCUCAAAGAAAGGCUGAAAAGGCAGCAGCAGCAGAGAAGUAGAGAAUCACUGAGGUACAGAAAGUUUAAAGCAACAAUUACACCUGGAGAAAACCAACUUGCAGAAGAUGAGUUAAGAAAAGAGAUCAGUAAGGACAUGUUUGCAAAGAUGGAAAUUAUUGGACAGUUCAAUUUGGGAUUCAUAAUAACUAAGCUUAACUCGGACAUCUUCAUCAUUGACCAGCAUGCCACAGAUGAGAAGUACAACUUUGAGAUGUUACAGAAGCAUACUGUCCUUCAGGGCCAAAGACUUAUUGCACCUCAGAGACUCCAUUUAACAGCUGUAAAUGAAAACAUACUGAUAGAGAAUUUGGAAAUAUUUCGGAAAAAUGGGUUUGAUUUCGUUAUUGAUGAAAACGCUGAUGUCACUGAAAGAGUUCGACUUGUUUCCUUACCAACAAGUAAAAACUGGACUUUUGGCCCACAGGAUAUUGAGGAGCUUAUUUUCAUGUUAACUGACAGUCCAGGAGUGAUGUGCAGGCCAUCUCGAGUCACACAGAUGUUUGCUUCAAGAGCUUGUAGGAAGUCUGUGAUGAUAGGGACUGCACUUAAUGACAGUGAGAUGAAAAAGCUCGUUACACAUAUGGGCGAAAUUGAACAUCCUUGGAACUGUCCCCACGGGCGUCCUACCAUCCGACAUAUAGCCAACUUAGAUAUGAUCUCUUCAGACUGAGCUCUGUGAAGUGCACCUCUCUAGCUGUUGCACUUCAUGAAUACCUUAACUGUAUUCUGUUGCAUUUCCCCCAGUGUACAACCGCAUUUAGAUGGAAAAACAAUGCCAAUUUACUACUAGUCAUGUUGCUUUUAUAUUCAUCAUCCUAUGUCUGUUUUCAAAUUUAUAUGUAUAUCUGCAAUUGCAUCAUUCCUUUUUUAAUUUGAAUUAAAAUUUAUAAAAAGAA